AUGUCCAGUGCUGUCUUACAUAGAGAUACUCAUUUCGUCCCCCGCAAAGCCGUCGGCGGCAAGGGAUGCUACAUUUUCCUCGAAGAUGGUACCAAAUUUCUGGACUCCACCGGAGGUGCCGCAGUGUCCUGUUUAGGCCAUGGAAAUGAGCAAGUGACCCAAGCUAUCAAGGAGCAGAUUGACCAGAUUUCGUACUGUCACUCUGCUUUCUUUGGAACACAAGCAACGGAGGACCUUGCAACAUUUCUCUCAGCAUCGACAGGUGGGAAAAUGUCGAAAUUGUUCGUGGUUAGCUCAGGAUCCGAGGCUGUUGAGGCGGCUUUGAAGCUUGCUCGACAGUAUUUUCUGGAGCUGGCUACGCCGCAGCCGGAGCGGACAAGGUUUAUCUCUCGCCUAUCCUCAUACCAUGGUACUACGCUUGGGGCAUUAGGCGCGGGUGGACAUGCUCAACGACGACAGCCAUUCGAGCCUCUCUUAGCACAGAACACGUCGCAUGUCUCACCCUGCUAUCCUUAUCGCGGGAAGAAAGCACAAGAGUCUGACGCAGAAUACGUGGCUCGCCUUGCAAGAGAGCUGGAUGCAGAGUUUCAACGAGUUGGUCCGGAAAAGGUGUGCGCUUUUAUCGCCGAGCCGGUCGUUGGUGCGGCCCUUGGUUGCGUCCCGGCCGUCCCAGGUUACUUUCCGGCCAUGAAGGCUGUUUGUAAGAAAUACGGAGCUCUUCUCAUCUUGGACGAGAUCAUGUGCGGCAUGGGUCGUUGCGGGACACUUCAUGCGUGGGAGCAAGAGGAUAUUGUGCCCGAUAUUCAAACAAUUGCAAAAGGCCUUGGUGGUGGCUACGUGCCAGUGUCUGGAAUCUUGAUCAAUGAUUCUAUCGUUCAGACGAUGGAUAAGGGUACAGGCCAAUUUCGACACGGGCAGACUUACCAGGGCCAUCCAGUCUCGUGUGCAGCAGCGCUUGCCGUCCAAAGGACUAUCAAGGAACAAUCUCUUCUCGAUAAUGUGCGUGAAAUGGGUCGUUAUCUUGAGUAUCGUCUCCGUCAGCGAUUCGAAGAUCAUCCUCACGUUGGUGAUAUUCGUGGGAAAGGGCUUUUCUGGGGCUUGGAGUUUGUGCAGGACAGAACCACCAAGGAACCCUUCGAUCCGAAGCAUCGUUUGGCAUUCCACAUUCAAGAGACUGGUCUAAAGAAAGAGCACGCUGUUUCAUUCUACGGUUGUUCCGGUACAGUCGAUGGAAUUCGUGGUGACCAUGUGGUACUGGCACCGCCUUACAUUGUGACUAAAGCGGAGAUUGACAUUCUAGUGGACACACUUGACAAAGUCUUGACGAUUGUCCUGGCUGAACUUCAGCAAUAG
Penicillium oxalicum is the source of this 1353-nucleotide messenger RNA. RefSeq names its product aminotransferase, class III. The record is from RefSeq and is a predicted model, not a curated record. Gene Ontology annotation, molecular function: pyridoxal phosphate binding; transaminase activity. The transcript has 4 exons. Lineage: Eukaryota; Fungi; Ascomycota; Eurotiomycetes; Eurotiales; Aspergillaceae. Gene Ontology annotation, cellular component: cytosol. The coding region runs from base 1 to 1353 and encodes 450 amino acids.